This is a messenger RNA of Elephantulus edwardii (Cape elephant shrew), 1413 nucleotides long. RefSeq names its product abhydrolase domain containing 16B (gene ABHD16B). Gene Ontology annotation, cellular component: endomembrane system. Gene Ontology annotation, biological process: phosphatidylserine catabolic process; monoacylglycerol catabolic process. The record is from RefSeq and is a predicted model, not a curated record. Lineage: Eukaryota; Metazoa; Chordata; Mammalia; Macroscelidea; Macroscelididae. Gene Ontology annotation, molecular function: monoacylglycerol lipase activity; glycerophospholipase activity. The coding region runs from base 1 to 1413 and encodes 470 amino acids. The transcript has a single exon.
AUGUGUGUCAUCUGCUUCGUAAAAGCGCUAGUGCACGUGUUCAAGAUCUACCUGACCGCCAGCUACACCUACAACUUCCGCGACUGGCCGGUGGACUUCCGCUGGGAUGAUGUGCGCGCAGCGGGAGGGGGCGGUAGCGGACACCGAGCACUGACAUGCGCGGCGGCUGCGGCGGGCGUGUGGUUGCUGCAGGACUCGGCGCUGGGCGAGGACAUACCCGGGCGCCCGCCGCGUGUCGCACGCAGCCAGGCGCAGUGCCUUCUGCAGCAGAUCCGCGAGCUGCCAGGCCAGCUCGCCAGCUACGCGCUAGCCCACUCGCUCGGCCGCUGGCUGGUCUACCCCGGCUCCAUGUCCCUGAUGACGCGUGCGCUCCUUCCGCUGUUGCAGCAAGGCCAGGCGCGCCUCGUGGAACGCUACCAAGGCCGGCGCGCAAAGUUGGUGGCCUGUGAUGGCAACGAGAUCGACACCAUGUUCAUGGACCGCCGUCAAAACCCUGGCAGCGAUGAGCGCGGACUGCACCUCGUUAUCUGCUGCGAAGGCAACGCCGGCUUCUACGAGAUGGGCUGUUUGUCGGCGCCUCUCGAGGCUGGCUACUCUGUCCUGGGUUGGAACCACCCGGGUUUUGGAGGCAGCACGGGCUUGCCGUUUCCGCAGCACGACGCUAACGCCAUGGAUGUGGUCGUCAAAUACGCUCUGCACCGCCUGCACUUCCCGCCCGCACAUGUGGUGGUUUACGGCUGGUCCAUCGGGGGCUUCACGGCCACCUGGGCCACCAUGAUGUACCCCGAGCUGGGCGCUCUGGUGCUCGAUGCUACUUUCGACGACUUGGUGCCACUGGCGCUGAAGGUCAUGCCCCACAGCUGGAAGGGGCUAGUGGUGCGCACCGUGCGCGAGCACUUCAACCUCAACGUGGCGGAGCAGCUGUGCCGCUACCCCGGUCCGGUGCUGCUCCUUCGGCGCACGCAGGACGAUGUGGUCAACACCUCGAGUUCCCUGCGCCCUCUGCCGCCCGGAGACGUGGAGGGCAACCGCGGCAACGAGCUGCUGCUGCGGCUGCUGCAGUACCGCUAUCCGGCGGUGAUGGUGCGCGAGGGCCGCGCGGUCGUGACCCGCUGGCUGCGCUCUAGCAGCCUGGAUCAAGAAGCCGCCUUCUACGCGCGCUACCGCGUGGACGAUGACUGGUGUCUGACUGUGCUGCGCUCCUACCGCGCGCGCUGUGAGGAGCAGCUGGAGGAUGAGAAGGCCCGGAGCCCGCAUGGGCUUGCCUUCCCCUGGAUGGUGGGCCAAGGUUUGGGUACGCGGCGCCGCCGGCAGCUCGCACUGUUCCUGGCUCGCAGGCACCUCAAGAACGUGGAGACGACUCACUGCAGUCCGCUGGAGCCGCAGGACUUUGAGCUACCGUGGACGCUGUAG